Molecule: messenger RNA, 1243 nt
Organism: Drosophila serrata
Lineage: Eukaryota; Metazoa; Arthropoda; Insecta; Diptera; Drosophilidae
Gene: NimB1
Product: Nimrod B1
Source: RefSeq, a predicted model, not a curated record
CCUAGCUUGAUACUACAGGCGGCAAUGCUAUCGAGGGGACCAUUGGCUCCGCUAAUUGCGCUGCUGACUCUGGCUGUGGCUCCGGCUCAAAUCGAGGCCGAUUCCUCAGAGCUUGAGCUUUACGGUGACAUAGUGACUCCGGGGGAGUUCGAGUCGCUGAGCCUGACCCGCGAGCGCCAACAACAUCUCUGCCAGCGUGAGGUGCCGGCCGUGUUUUUCCAAACCCACAAGGAUACUGUGCCACGCGGCAAUGGCUCCACCAUCUUUUAUCACCGCAUCGAGGUCUGCUGCCUGGGCUAUCGACGUGAUCGCUACUCCGGUGAAUGUGUGCCCGACUGCUCGGAGUCCUCGCCGGACAACUGUCGCAAUGGCUUCUGUCACGCUCCUGGUCGCUGCGACUGCUUCGCGGAGUUUGUCCGCAACGAACACGGCUCCUGCAUCCACACCUGUCCGAUUGCUUGCCAGCACGGCAGGUGCUACCUGAACGGCACCUGUGCCUGCCACCCGGGCUACGCCCUCGACCAGGAGACCCGCCAGUUCUGCCGGCCGCAGUGCUCCCAGGCAUGUGGCACCCACGAGGAGUGCGUGGCCCCUGGCCAGUGCGACUGCUCACCCGGUUACCGCCGCACUCCUGACCUAGGAUGCCAGCCAGUCUGUGCCCCGGACUGUGGAUACGGCAAGUGCUCGGCACCCAAUCAGUGCGAGUGCUUUGCCGGAUUCAUAAAGCGACCGCAGCGGAAUGUCUGCGAGGCAGAGUGCUACAUCAAUUGCGAGAAUGGCUUCUGCGAGUCGAGAUACAAGUGCCAGUGCCGGGAGGGCUACCGCUAUGACCACAACACCACCAGUUGCCUGCCGGAGUGCACCGACAACUGUGGCCACGGGAACGGAGUGUGCAUAGCUCCCGGAGUCUGCCGCUGCUUUGAGGGUUACGAAGCCCACCUCUCAAGCUGCCAGCCCAAGUGUGAGAGGUCCUGCGGCAAGUAUGGUCGCUGUCUGGCCCCGAAUAUCUGCGGCUGCGGGCAGUCCCAACAGCACUGCCUGAAUGGCCGUUGCAAUGAGAUGGGACAUUGCGUGUGCCCUUCGGGGGAAUCCCACUUUGUGGACCGCUGCCUGAAGCCCCAGGAACUAACCCGGCAGCUCUCAACCAGGGAGCAGAGAAGGCAUUUAAGUCACCAGCUGCGUUACGAGUUCAAUGCCCUCAUUGGGCGUCUCUUUAAUUUCACCUGAGACAAAACAAAUAAAG